Molecule: messenger RNA, 1923 nt
Organism: Bubalus bubalis (water buffalo)
Lineage: Eukaryota; Metazoa; Chordata; Mammalia; Artiodactyla; Bovidae
Product: melanoma-associated antigen B2-like
Exons: 1
Coding region: 58-1434 (458 amino acids)
Biological process (GO): negative regulation of transcription by RNA polymerase II
Cellular component (GO): nucleus
Source: RefSeq, a predicted model, not a curated record
CGCAAUCUCCUGUCUGUUGGCCCAGACUCCUGCCUGCGGUCCCUGACCACAGCUGCCAUGCCUCGUGGGCAGAAGAGUAAGCACUGUGCUCGUGAGAAACGUCGCCAGGCCCAAACUGAGACCCAGGGUGUUCAUGAUCAGGCUACCACAUCUCGGGGAGAAGAGACCACCUCCUCCCCUCCUGAUUCAGAGAGUGCUCCCUCAAGCUCGUCUGCUGCUGGCACUGCCAUGGGGCCUCAGGGAGCCCAAGGCACCACCAGUGCUGCUGCAGGUGCUAUACCCAAAAGAUCUGGUGUCGGUGGCGCAGCACGCUCGAGAUCUGGAGUAGGUGGCACAGCACACUCGAGAUCUGGUGUAGGUGCCGAGGGCCAAGUUCAGGAAAGUGAAAAUUCCUCCCGGGCCUCAGCUGCUGCUGAGAGCUCUCACACAGAUCUUCUGACCAUGGAGUCAGAGAAUUUGGUGCAGUACAUGCUGUUUAAGUAUAAGAUGAGGGAGCUAAUUAAGAGGUCAGAAAUGGUGAAGGUUAUCCACAGAAGGUACAAGGCGCAAUACCCUGAGAUCCUCAGCAGGGCCUCUGAGCAGAUGGAGAUGGUGUUUGGCAUGGUGCUGAAGGAAGUCAGGCCCAACAGUCACUGCUAUACCCUGGUGAGCAACCUAGAUCUCAGCGACAGUGAGUCUAUGAGAGGUGACCUGGGGCUGCCGAAGAAUGGUCUUCUGAUGCCUCUGCUGGGUGUCAUCUACCUGAAUGGCCAUCGCACCUCUGAGGAGGAGGUCUGGAAGUUCCUGAAUAUUCUGGGCAUCUAUGAUGGAAGAAUGCACUUCAUCUUUGGAGACACCAGGAAGCUCAUCACAGAAGAUCUGGUGAAGGAAGAGUACCUGGAAUACAACCAGGUGCCUGGCAGCAAUCCCCCUCGCUAUGAGUUCCUGUGGGGUCCUAAAGCGCUCACAGAAAACAGCAAGACGAAAGUCCUGCAAUUUUUGACCAAGGUCAACAAUUUGGUCCCUGACGCCUUACUGCCGCAUUAUGAGGAGGCUUUGAGAGAGGAGGCAGAGAGCUCCGGAGCCAGAGCUGCAACCGGGACCGGCCCUUCUGCCUCAGCCAGCGCUGGCCCUUCUGCCUCGGCCAGACCUGGCACUUCUGCUGCAGCCAGGGCUGGCACUUCAGCCUCAGCCAGGGCUGACAUGUCUGCCUUGACCAGUGCUGGCCCUUCAGCCUUGGCCAGGGCUGGCCCUUCGGCCUCGGCCAGGGCUGGCCCUUCUGCCUUGGCCAGACCCAUCGCUUCUGCUGCAGCCAGGGCUGUCAUGUCUGCCUUGGCCAGUGCUGGCCCUUCUGCCUCGGCCAGGGAUGGCACUUCUGCUGCAGCCAGGGCUGGCACUUCUGCCUCAACCAGUGCCCGCUCCAGGGCCACAUCCAGCCGCUCAUCUGGCCCCUAGUGUGGUCUGAAGCCCAUUCUUCGCUUUGUGGUUGGAAAAGCCUGUCAACCUGUGUUCCUAAUAUACAUCAAUAACUUGUUGACUUUUUAUUCCUCAAUUUUCAAUUGUUACUUUUUACAACAAAGUUUAUUUUAGGUUAAUGAUAGAAGUAUUUGAAUUACAUGGGUCUCAUGCUGUUUGCUGUUUGUCAGAUUUAGGAUUAAGAGUUUUGUUCUUUGAAAUACAUAUUGGAAAUCCUCAAAUCACUUUUGUGAUCCAAGCUGAGAAUAACUACACUUUAGGAUAAGAAUAUCCAUAGAAAUGUGCAAGACACCACACUAAGAGAGGCUUAGAACAUAGAUGCAUAGAGAGAUAGCUGAAAGUUUGUCAAUUUUUGGUUUGCUUUACUUACUCUCUGUUUAGUUUCCCUUUAUAUAAAUGUAAAAGAUAUAUACUUUGAUCGGAUUAUAUUUUUCAAGAAUGUUUGAGAAUAUAAAUUAUAGCAAAUGA